Nanorana parkeri is the source of this 2728-nucleotide messenger RNA. It is a transcript of the gene MTA2, whose product is annotated as metastasis associated 1 family member 2. The record is from RefSeq and is a predicted model, not a curated record. Gene Ontology annotation, molecular function: chromatin binding; transcription coactivator activity; sequence-specific DNA binding. Gene Ontology annotation, biological process: negative regulation of transcription by RNA polymerase II. Bases 136 to 2151 code for a protein of 671 amino acids. The transcript has 18 exons. Lineage: Eukaryota; Metazoa; Chordata; Amphibia; Anura; Dicroglossidae. Gene Ontology annotation, cellular component: nucleoplasm; NuRD complex.
CUUUCCUUCCGGAAGUUCUCCCUCUUCUUUUUUUUAUUUUUUUUCUUUGCCGGAAGUCUCCCCUUUUCUUCUCCCCCUGACGGGCACCGGAAACACACUCGGCGCCCCGAGUUAUUGUGCGCGGGAGAGGGCAAGAUGGCGGCGAAUAUGUACCGGGUGGGCGAUUAUGUGUAUUUUGAAAACUCUUCAAGUAACCCGUACCUUAUUCGCCGGAUAGAGGAACUUAACAAGACAGCAAAUGGCAAUGUUGAAGCCAAGGUUGUGUGUCUUUUUCGUCGCAGAGACAUCUCCAGCAGUCUGAACAGUCUAGCAGACAGCAAUGCACGGGAAUUUGAGGAAGAGUCCAAACAGCCAUCUGUUGGUGAUCAACAUAGGCACCAACUAAAACAUCGAGAACUGUUUCUUUCCAGACAGUUUGAAUCUCUGCCAGCAACACAUAUCAGGGGCAAAUGCAGUGUAACUCUGCUGAAUGAGACAGACAUUUUAAGCCAGUAUUUGGAGAAAGAGGAUUGCUUUUUUUACUCGUUGGUGUUUGACCCUGUGCAAAAGACUCUAUUGGCUGAUCAAGGAGAGAUCAGAGUUGGUUCCAAAUAUCAGGCAGAAAUUCCUGACCAGCUAGCUGAAGGUGAAUCUGAUAACCGGAACCAGCAGAAAAUGGAGAUGAAAGUUUGGGAUCCCGAGAAUCCUUUAACUGAUAGACAAAUAGACCAGUUUCUUGUAGUUGCCAGGGCUGUUGGCACAUUUGCAAGAGCAUUGGACUGCAGUAGCUCAAUUAGACAACCGAGUUUACACAUGAGCGCAGCAGCUGCUUCUCGUGACAUUACACUGUUCCAUGCAAUGGAUACCCUCCAGAGGAACGGUUAUGAUCUCGCUCGUGCCAUGUCUACACUUGUCCCUCAGGGUGGUCCAGUUCUGUGCAGGGAUGAAAUGGAAGAGUGGUCUGCAUCAGAGGCUAUGUUAUUUGAGGAGGCAUUGGAGAAAUAUGGAAAGGAUUUUAAUGACAUCCGACAAGACUUUCUCCCCUGGAAGUCACUGGCUAGUAUUGUUCAGUUCUACUAUAUGUGGAAAACUACAGAUAGAUACAUCCAACAGAAACGUCUGAAGGCAGCUGAAGCAGACAGCAAAUUGAAGCAAGUCUACAUCCCAACUUACACCAAACCGAAUCCCAAUCAGAUUAUAUCUGCUGGAUCUAAACCUGGACUUAAUGGAGCUGGAUUCCAAAAGGGUUUGACUUGUGAAAGCUGCCACACCACAGUCUCUGCACAGUGGUAUGCAUGGGGUCCUCCUAACAUGCAGUGCCGCCUUUGUGCAUCUUGCUGGAUCUACUGGAAGAAGUAUGGUGGGCUUAAAACACCAACACAGCUUGAAGGUGCAGCAAGGAAUAUUGGGGAGCCACAUUCUCGUGGCCACAUUUCUCGGCCUGAAGCUCAGAGCAUGUCACCAUACACCACCAGUGCUAACCGGGCAAAACUGUUGGCAAAGAAUCGGCAAACCUUCCUUUUGCAGACGACCAAACUAACUCGUAUUGCACGACGCAUGUGCAGAGAUAUCUUGCAGCCUAGAAGAGCUGCACGUCGACCCUACGCUCCUAUAAAUUCCAACUCCAUAAAGGCAGAAUGCUCUAUUCGACUACCAAAAGCAUCUAAAACUCCACUAAAGAUCCUGCCCUUGGUCCGCCCUCCAUUGGCUGCCAUUGUGAAAGAGCUAGCUGCUCAAGCACCACUCAAGCCGAAAACCCCACGUGGGACAAAAACGCCAAUAAAUCGUAACCAGCUUACUCAGAGUCGCAGUUUAAGUGUGUUACCCACGAAAAGAGCAUUUGAAGCUGUAUCUGGGGUUGGAGUAGUACCUCCUUUUUCUGCCAAUGGCCGCUCCUUCUCCUCUGGUGUCCGUUCCAGCUCUCAACCCACCGUUAAGAGACAGAAGCUCAAUCUUGCUGAUGCCCCUAAUCCUGUAGUGUUUGUGGCUACAAAGGAUACAAGAUGCUUAAGAAAAUCCCUGUCACACAUGGAGAUGCGCCGAGCUGCUCGUCGCCCCAAUCAGCCCCUGAAGAUAAAGCUACCACUGCCUCCAAGAACAGCUGUGCUUAUACCAUCUCUCGCAGCAGCCCACCCUGCCAGCACAAGUGAACCUAUUGUUUUGGAAGACUAAGGCACUAAAACAUCAGUUUCCAUGUAGAAAGAAAUUCCUGUCCCCUUCUGACCUUUUUCAAGCCAGUACUCUUCACCAGUACAUAACAGACAGUAUAUGUGCUUGAGGAUGGAAGAUUUCCUUUUGCCCUCCUCCCCUAAUAAAGAUGUCAACGGUCCAAAUCCAGAAAGCCCAACCUAGCAGGAACAGGGGCAUGUUUUUCCUCUAUUUUUUUUGCUCCUCCCAUUUACACUUUCCCCCAGUCCCUUAUUUUAAUAUAUAUAUUUUUCUUCAUCUAACUUCCUUGAAUUGUUGGGAGGUGCUCUCGCUCCCUGGUCAUAUCCCUACCCUUUUUUUUAUUUUCUUUUAGUUUUGCUUUUUUUUGUACAAUUGAAAUAAUUUGAGGUCCAUCAGUAAAAAGAAACAAAAGAAAAAGUGUCCUGAAAUUUUUAUGGAAUGUAGUUUGGGAUGGGCAUGACUGGAUGGUUUGGAAUAAUGUGGGUUACAGGGGGAUUUUCAUACAGCACUGUCUGGAAAUAAUCAAACGUGAAUAAAAAUUCUGGUUGAUCAGGCCUGAAUAUCACUAUACAUACCAAAG